This is a messenger RNA of Gigantopelta aegis, 3677 nucleotides long. RefSeq names its product sugar transporter SWEET1-like. NCBI's taxonomy places the organism in Eukaryota, Metazoa, Mollusca, Gastropoda, Neomphalida, Peltospiridae. The record is from RefSeq and is a predicted model, not a curated record. The transcript has 6 exons. Gene Ontology annotation, cellular component: membrane. Bases 617 to 1276 code for a protein of 219 amino acids. Gene Ontology annotation, biological process: carbohydrate transport. Gene Ontology annotation, molecular function: sugar transmembrane transporter activity.
AGACAGGAUAGCACAUACCAUGACCUUUGAUAUAUCAGUUGUGGUGCACUGGCUGGAACGAGAAAUGGCCCAGUGGGCCCACCGACCUUAAACAAAACAAACUUUUAAUUUAUUGCUGCAGUGCAAGUAAAACACCCAUGGAUGUGUCAGUACCUGGAUAAUUUAUAUAUUUUUAUAUUGAAUAGACUUGGCAAAUUCAAAAAAAAUUAUUUAUACAAAACAAUCCAUCAUUGUCACAUUAUAGUUUGAUGUUGCAGGGCUCGAUCUUGGUGGAACAAAUUUAAUUUGAGCCAGUAUUCCGAUACAUGUGUAUGUAGAGUAUUUCCUUACAGAUUAUUCAAAAUCAGGGCUAGCUCUGGCACUCGCCAAGUUCGCCAAUUGUGAAUUUUAAAAACAGUUGGCGAAAUUUAUUUUAAUUUGGCAAAUAUUUUUUUUGUAGUAAUUGUUAUUUUGUUACAAAAUAACUGGGUUUUGUGAAGAGUGACUAAAUGUUAGCCAAAGACUAAAUGUUUGAGCCCCUCUAUGAAAAUGAGCAAUUUGCUAAUUUGGCAGUGGACAGGUAGAGCUCUGACGUGUGUACUUGUUGUUGCAGGGAGCUGAUUAACCCAGCUCACAGAUGGAGGAGACGUAUGUGUACGUACUGUCCUGGGUCUGUGUUGUCAUCUCCAUAGCCUGCCAGCUUGUCGGCAUAGAAAUUUGCUCAAAAAUAAUCAAGAAGGGUGCUGGUGACAUUUCACCGAUUCCAUUUUUUGCCUUCUUUAUCAGUGCCUGCUGGUGGUUGCGGUAUGGUUUCAUGCAGAAAAUAUCCACAGUUAUUAUGACCAAUGUAUUUGGAGCAGUUUUACAGUUUAUUUAUAUCACCAUAUACUACAUUUAUUCAAUGAGAAAGUCUCAUGUUCGUCGCCUUGUCUCGAUAUCUCUUGUGUUGUUGUUCAGUCCACUUAUCUACACUCGGUUUUACCAGCUCGACAACAAAGUUGCCACUCAGCAAAUGGGAACCUUAUGCAUUUUUGUAACAAUUGUAUGCUACGCAUCACCACUAGCAACACUGACGACUGUUGUGAGAACAAAAAGCUGUGAUACAAUUUCGUUUCCACUGUGUUUUAUGAACUUUUUGUGUGCAGUCUCCUGGGUCGUGUAUGGUUCAGUGAUUGACAAUUCAUACCUUGCUCUGCCGAACUGUACUGGUGUUAUUUUGGGUGUUGUGCAGUUUGGACUAUUUUGUUUGUACCCAUCAAGUGCCUCAAGGACUACCACAAGUACCAGUCAAAUAUGAGUGGAUGUUAAUUGUUAUCCAUGACAGCAUUAGGGGCUGUUCAAGAAUUAUGUGGGGGUGGGGAUGGGAUGGGGAGUAGGGCAGGUGUCAUGGGAUGAAGAUGAUACAAAAUGUUAUGAAAAAGGGGAGGUACUGUUUAUCAAGAAUUACAUGAAGUUUUCAAAAGUAAUUUCUAAUGAUAAAUUAUUAUAAGCAAUAAGGACAAAUAUUUAUCAUGUAUUUUUUAAUAGGUAAGAAAUAAAUAAAAAAUACAAGCUGAAAACCUAAUAUGGUAAUUUUGGUCAAAUUAUGUCACAGUAACAUUCCACAAGAGCAUUGUGUAAUAAUUGGGGGGAUUGGUCAUACCAUUGUGAAUAUAUGUGGGAGAGGUGAACAAAAGUAACAAUAUUUUGCAGUACAUAAUUGUGGAAUUGGCCCCUGUUACAUGAAUGACACAUUAUUUUUUGGAUAAAUGAUUAUGAUUAUUCAGGACUUUAUGAAUGCUUUUAAAGAUUGUGUUUUUGACACUGGGGCCAUUAUUUUCAUAAUUCAUUUGCCCUGCUUGAAAUCCACUUGACAAUAGAGUUAAAAAAACAAAUUGAAAAAUUCCAACAACUUGCAGAGGGUGGGGUUGGGAAAGCUACAUAAUUAAUAUAAAAUUAAUAAAUGUUCAGAUAAAAGUACAUUAGAAUCUCAUUGGUUCAAUUUCCACAUACGGUAUAGUCUUUCCCACAGGGAACGCUUUUUUCAUAUUAUUGAAUUUACUACAUGUUGUUUAAUUUGUUAGCCGAUUGUUUUAAAUUGUAAAACUUGACACAAAAACAGUUUUUUUUUUUUUUUUUCAAAAUACUUUUACUUUUCUUCUUACUUCAAAUCAAAUUGAAAUAAUUUAGAAAAAAAACAUUUUUGUAGGAGGAUGGGACGGACUAUAGGUAUCUGGAUUUAAGGUUAAUUUUGUCUGUAGAUGAAACAGAUUUGUUUUUUGGGGGUGGGGGUGGGGGUGGGGGGUCUUUGUCCUGUUUAGUCCUAUUUCAUCAAACAUCUAUUUGGCAGCUUGUACAGUUUAGACAAGUCCAUAUAGAGUACAUCUUUCUCUAGUCACUUCAUGACAUCCAGUGGCAUUGAUUAAUAAAUCAGUAUGCUCUAGUGGAGCCAAAAUAAAUGCAGCAAACUUACAAUUUUUAACUUUUUAACUUUCCUGGUAUUUUCAGUUGUUUAAAGCAGUGAUAAGAUCACAUGGUACCUAGGUUUGAGGUGCCCACGUUCUGCUUUUAUUAUGCAUCUGCUGAACAGUUUAAAAAGUGUAAAUAAAGCCAGAUUAUUUAAUUUUUGUUUUGUAGAUGGUGGGAUGUACCAUCUCGCAUUGUGAUAGUUUUCGCAAGAGUUUGUAAUGUUGAUUUUGUAAAACAAAAAAACAAAACAAAAAUUAUUUUUAUUUUGUAAUUAUGUACCCAAUAGUACUAAAAAUAGCAAUAUUGAUGCAUUUAUCUGGAUAUACAUGUAUGUUGCGAAUAUUAGUUUAAAAUAGCUAUAUAGAUGGUAGAGGUGACCAUUUUACUGCAGUUGCAAAAAAGUACCAUUUCAGCCCUCUUCGAUGUAAUAAUCUUAAAAAUUAUUUAUACUGCUUACAGCAAGCCUAGAGCUCUGAAUCAAAUCACAUUGAUUUGAUGAAUGUAAUUUACAUUCAUUAAACUGUUAAUUUCAGAUUAUUUCUAAUAAAAUUACCUCUUGAUGGUAAUAAGAAGAAAGGAAAAAAAAAUUGUAACAUGGUAAAAUAAAAAGAAAUUUGCCAAAAUUGAACACUGAAUUUGCUAAAAUCUGAAAAAGAAAAUUAUUACUCUAAUGUAUUAUAAUAAUGAAAGUAUGAUACUCAAAACUGCAAUAUUUAUUUAAUUUACAUUUCAAGCUCGUCUAGUGCAAUAUUUCUUUCUUAAACCAGGUGUGUGUGUGCACCAAUUUACGCAGGUGGGUGUUCAUGACUGGUAAGCGAAGUGUUUGCUGAAGGGGUUGGGGGAGGUGGGGAGGGAAAUAGUCAUGCUCCCAUGCAAAAUGUAUUUUUUUUUUUAAAGUGCUUUGAGCAGUGUGUGCAUGUGUGUGGAAUCUAAGACCAAAGUAAGAACACAAAUUCUCAUUCUUCAACAUGAUUGUGACCAAGACAGUUUAAAUAUAACAUGGACUAAUACAAGGCAAUAUUGGAAUUUAUUACAUACCUAUUCAAUCUUACUAUAGUGAUAACGGCAUUUGGAAACCGUGUGAUAAAUUUAUUUUGUAUCGCACUUACCUGCGAUAUGGACCAAUUUUUAAAUGGGGAAUUCCCUUUUUCUUUUUACUGCUGUUGGCACCUUUUAUUUACUGACGUCAUAUCGUAUUUGAAGGCUGCCGCAGAGUAUGAUUCUUAACGUUAAAUGAAUCCAUGAAAGGA